This is a messenger RNA of Medioppia subpectinata, 519 nucleotides long. NCBI's taxonomy places the organism in Eukaryota, Metazoa, Arthropoda, Arachnida, Sarcoptiformes, Oppiidae. The record is from the annotation of a GenBank genome assembly.
CUAUCGUCGAGUUUAGCGUUAUUUAUGGCCAGAAAGUGAUAGGAAUUGAAAACCAGUGACAUAUAAGAUGGCGACUAAACCCUCACUCGUGGCGAAGAUCUCCCAACAGAUCCCAGUUCUGGUUGAGUUAUCGAAGCCAAAGCUGAGGACAUUUGUUCGGUACGCGAAGGUUGAGUUGACUCCUCCGAGUCCGACAGAAAUCCCGCAAAUCAUAAGCGGAUUCACACAACUCGUGAAGAGCGGCCGCAGCGGGAAGUGGCGGCAGUUGCCGGUGAGGGAGGCCUGGCUUAACACUCUGGUCACGAUUGAGGUGUUGUGUUGGUUCUAUGUCGGGGAAGUGAUCGGCAGAAGACAUCUCAUCGGCUAUGAUGUCUAACACCUCUCUUCUCACCACUUCUUUACCGCCGAUUCACUCCUUCUCUAGAUUUUAGAUUUAAUUAAUUAAACAAUUGUUUGAAAUGAUUAGCGAAUUGUAUUCAAUAUUCGGUUAAAAUAAAUAGAUUUAAAAUAAAUUUAAAA